This is a messenger RNA of Pseudoliparis swirei, 1769 nucleotides long. It is a transcript of the gene grem2a, whose product is annotated as gremlin 2, DAN family BMP antagonist a. The coding region runs from base 373 to 954 and encodes 193 amino acids. NCBI's taxonomy places the organism in Eukaryota, Metazoa, Chordata, Actinopteri, Perciformes, Liparidae. The record is from RefSeq and is a predicted model, not a curated record. Gene Ontology annotation, molecular function: BMP binding; receptor ligand activity. Gene Ontology annotation, biological process: animal organ morphogenesis. The transcript has 2 exons.
ACACUCUCAAAGACAGACUAGAGACAGUCUCCACAACGCUAAGGUAUUGGGCUUUCUGUGACAGAGAUCUGGAGCUUCUCUUUAAAACCAAAGAGCAAAAAGCCUAAAAAGCAAAAAGUUAGACUGAGAAGGUUAGACGGAGACAUCGCUUGUCCAGGGGGAUGGAAAACUGAUCCGAGUCCACAAUUUAGAAAACUUUAGUUGGGAGAAGAAGAAAAAAAGAGGAGCAAGGACAAGCCUCAGGAUACUACAGAUUAUGUUGCCAUGGAAACCGAAACUUGGAAGCGGACGCAAGGACCACUGAAGGUGGACAUCCUCCCUUGACUGCAUCCUUGACACGUUACUGUUCCGCUGCGACCUUGUGGUGAGAGAAUGCUGUGGAGAAUAACCAUCCCAGUCAUCCUGGCUGGGGUGUUCUGCAUCACCGCAGAGACCAAGAAGCACCGCCCCCAGGGAUCCAUCCCGUCCCCGCACAAGACCAAAGGGAACCUGUCCUCAGAACGUCACCACCGGCUCUUGCAGCAGAAGCCAGAGGUGCUGUCCUCCAGCCGAGAGGCCCUGGUGGUGACGGAGCGCCGCUACCUUCGCAGAGACUGGUGCAAGACCCAACCCCUCCGUCAGACGAUCAGCGAGGAGGGCUGCCGCAGCCGCACCGUGGUCAACCGCUUUUGCUACGGCCAGUGCAACUCCUUCUACAUUCCCCGCCACAUGGGGCCGAACUCGGGCGAAGGACAGAAUCGAGGCCAAGCCUCGGGCUCCGGAAGGAAAAGCCACAACAACAAGGCCCAGGAGCCGUUCCAGUCCUGCUCCUUCUGCAGGCCGCACCGCAUCACGCAGCUCACGGUGCGGCUCGACUGCCCGGAUCUGCAGCCCCCGUUCAGACACCGUAAGGUGCAGAGGGUCAAACAGUGCCGCUGCAUGUCCGUAGAUGUGAGCGGCAACGGGAAACUGUGAAGGACGAAGGCGGCCUUUGGAAGUUUGAACGACACGUUAUCUGUCAAGAGGCAGACAUUCACAAACUUUGCCAAACAAGGACCGGCUCCGAGCCGAACCGUGCCUCGAAACACAGAACUGGUAUUACUAAACAGAGGCUCAACGAUGAUCUAAUCAGAGACUAGCAGCCAUGUUGGCAAGCUGAUGCUGUUGAAAGAGGCCGAGAGACGCUGAUGAUGAAACAUGAAGCCAGUUUCCCCUCCCGGUUGUUUCUAGUUUAUAUCAAACUGACCAUUCCUACAUUUGUCAUUCGAUUCCUUUGCGAUAAAGGAGAGAAAGCGCCUUGGAGUUUUUUAAACUACAAAUCAUAAAGGAUCAUGUUGAUAAUUCAGCGUUUUAGAGAAACCGUAGAACUAGUGUGACCCCCAUUAAUGUAAUAAGACGUGUUUAUAUGCAGGUGGAUUUACAGUAAUUACAGUUUGCCACAAUGUUUUAACGUGUUUUAUAAGUAUUGUUUCUGUUAUCCUGUAUCUUUCCUUUGACUUAUAUUACAUCCCAAAUGAUACACAAGCUGAUGUAAAGGAAAGGAUUUCGAAAAACAUGAAGCAACACAGCAAUGACCAGUGGAAUCCACCUGCUUGGACACAAGCCUGGCUGUUUCCUGUACAUUUGCCAAAUAUACUAGCCAGUAGGAAAAAAAACAUACUGCAGCAUGUGUAAUGGAGGUGCAAUGCAAUAUAUACAGUAUAUAUAUAUAUAUAUAUAUGUGUAUAUAUAUUUUAUGUACGUGUGCAAGAAUAUGUGAAAAGUAUAUUAAAUCUAUUUCAUACAAAACA